This is a messenger RNA of Cynara cardunculus var. scolymus (artichoke), 1441 nucleotides long. RefSeq names its product probable receptor-like protein kinase At5g20050. Gene Ontology annotation, biological process: protein phosphorylation. Gene Ontology annotation, molecular function: ATP binding; protein kinase activity. The coding region runs from base 17 to 1414 and encodes 465 amino acids. The record is from RefSeq and is a predicted model, not a curated record. Lineage: Eukaryota; Viridiplantae; Streptophyta; Magnoliopsida; Asterales; Asteraceae. The transcript has a single exon.
CUAUGAAGCUUCUUUAAUGGAGGACAGAAAAGCUAACAUCUUCGCCCUUUCGUCCCUCGUCUUCCUCAUCUCCGUCAUCGUCGUCGCCCGGGUGGUUUUACAUCUGUCCAAAUCGUUUUUUCUCAUCAUCGGCGCCGCCGUUGCCGCUAUCUUUGCCGUCAUUACUUUCUAUUUCAUCAGGCGACAUCUUCGCCAUAGAAGACGUGUGAUGGAGACUAGACUUGCUUCUGAAGGGAAAGAACUCCGAAUCGAGUAUAGCUUUCUCCGGAAAAUUGCCGGACUUCCGACCAAGUUCCGGUACAAAGAGCUUGAAGAAGUCACCGAUAACUGGAAAUCAGUCAUCGGAAAAGGAGCUUCUGCGUGUGUGUUUAAAGGGGUCAUGAAAGACGGCACCGCCAUCGCCGUCAAGAGGAUUCAACAUGAAGAGGAGAGGGGGGAGAAAGAGUUCAGAUCGGAGAUCGCCGCCAUUGCCAGCGUUCAACACGUAAACCUUGUUCGUCUCUUUGGAUAUUGUAUUCAUAAUAGUUCAAGGUUUCUUGUUUAUGAGUUCAUCCCGAAUGGCUCGUUAGCCAAUUGGAUCUUCUCACGACCGGCAACCGCGAGGAACAACGGUUCCCGCGGUGGUUGCUUGUCAUGGGGUCUCCGAUCUGAUGUUGCACUCGACGUCGCAAAAGCCCUCGCAUACCUACACCAUGACUGCCGUUCAAGAGUCCUCCACCUUGACGUCAAGCCGGAAAACAUCCUCCUCGACGAAAACCACCGUGCCAUCGUCUCCGACUUCGGAUUAUCGAAGCUAAUGACACGAGAUGAGAGCAGGGUUCUGACAACAUUACGAGGCACAAAAGGCUACCUGGCACCGGAAUGGUUGUUAGAACUGGGAGUAACGGAAAAAUCAGAUGUAUUCAGCUACGGCAUGGUAUUGUUAGAGCUCAUCGGCGGGAGGAGGAACGUGACGGUAAUAGACGGUGGCAGUGAGCUUUCGAAGAGAAAGUUUCAGUAUUUUCCAAAGAUAGUGACGGAGAAGCUGAAAGCCGGGAGGGUCAUGGAGGUGGUGGAUCCACGGUUGUUGGAUCUGGGAGGGAUUGAUGAAAAGGAAGUGAAGAAACUGGUGCACGUGGCGUUAUGGUGCAUACAAGAGAAGGUGAGACGGCGGCCGAGCAUGGUGGAGGUGGUGAAGUGGCUGGAAGGGCGGGUGGCGGUGGAGGAGCCGCCGGAGACCCAAAUGAUAGUCGUCGAUCUUUUGUCCAUUGAUGACGAGGAUGGUGAAGGUGAAGGGCAAGGGCAAAACGGUAAUAAAAGGAAAAAGCCAAAAGUAAUUGCCAGAGUAGCCUCCCAAUUGAAUGGUUGUUUGUCUUCCAGUUCUUUGUCAUCAAAAUCAUUUUCCUAUUCAAUGUCUAUUAUUUCACCAAGAUAAAUAAAUUAUUAUUAUUAUUUUAUGUGA